Messenger RNA from Mixia osmundae IAM 14324, 2178 nucleotides. RefSeq lists its product as uncharacterized. NCBI's taxonomy places the organism in Eukaryota, Fungi, Basidiomycota, Mixiomycetes, Mixiales, Mixiaceae. The transcript is spliced from 3 exons. Bases 1 to 2178 code for a protein of 725 amino acids. The record is from RefSeq and is a predicted model, not a curated record.
AUGAGCACCACAACGCCCGCGCGGCAGCGUCAUGCUACCGCGAGUACCAGCGCCAGUGGAACGAGCAACACGACAUCGCCGCUGCGCUCUACAUUCGCCGUCACGAGACCUUUUGACUUUGGUGGGAGCGGCGUAAAUCGACCUCAGCUCAGUCGAGAGUCAAGUUUUACGCCGGACACGCAGAGGCGCAUGAAGCGACAUGAUGAGUCGUAUCACGAUGACAGAAACAAGAUCAGCAGACAUAGGAGAGCAACGUCGAGCAUUGCGCAGCUUUCCACAUUCCUUCACCGCUUGGCCGGCGACCAAACGCCCCACGUAGAGGGUCUGACUCUGCCGCCGGUCUCGACGUGGUCCGAGAGGAAACAGUAUGAGGAGAUAUAUCGCUUUCCGGCGCCACAAGCCAACAUUCUCUCGAGCCGAGCGCCUACUCGAAGGCGUACUUGCGUCGCCGCCACUCGUUUCAUCAUAGGCGCAAUCGCGCUAGGCUUGCUGAUCCUCGGCGCAGCCGGGGAACCUCGACGUGCACACAUAAGGCAUCAUCUGGGGGAGCUCAUGAUGAGUAACCCUCUCUAUGUCGGCUUCACCGCCAUCAACUCACCCGUACCUAUACCCGCGCCACAAGACGCCGCACAAGUCGUGCUCCAAUCAUCUUCUCGAGGGCGAAAGUGUGCUCACUCUCUUGCUCGCUCACGAGAGACUCUUGUGCUUUCCGCAAAAGGACGUCAAUGUAUCGACAUACCCUCUGCAUUGCCGCACCUCUGGCGAGUCCAAUUCUGCUACGUACCAGACACGCCCGAUGGCGGGCAUUGCAACACAGGCAAUUUCUUAAUCUCAGCUGUCUCGCAAGAUCUCGGCGGAUGGGAAAAGACGGCCUUGUUCCAGCAAAGCGGGCCAGGGGUACUUACAGAUACGAAUAGCAAAGCUCGUACUCAACGGGCACUGAACCCGUCUCGAUGUAGCGUCAAACCGGACGCUAGCCUAGUCCAUGCAAGCGAUCAACUCGUCGCACAGCAUUACGGACCGGACGCUUUCGAGAUCGUCAUUGAUGGUGCUGAACGAGUAGUCCUCACGCGACCACAUUACUUGGGCCAAUGCCGCUACGAAUACUCGCUGACCGAGACUGGCCUGAGCAAUGCUGGCGCGCUCACAAUCAAAGAUAUUAGAUGGCAGUACACUGAUCACAUGGCGUUUUUAUCUACGGCAAAGCCCACAUUUGCUCUAUACAACAGCUCAUUGCUAGACGGGCCUUAUCCGCUGCCGAAAGAGCUAUGCGCGCGCUCAUGCACGUCUGAGCGCGUCUCCGUGUCACCACGAGGCAACUUCAAGUCGCCAGAUCUGCCGCUAUGCAAAAGAGGCAGCGACAUAGAAGGCACCUAUUUGCCGACGACAGGCGGCGGCCCAACCUAUGCAUGGCGACCUCGGACAUGUCGCCUCGAUCCCGCUACUGAUCAGCUAAAUCUCAAGCGCUCGCGAUGCUUGCGGCCUGGUGCGCUGUCCACUACGCAACCUGGCCGGAGGCGUAUCGCCUUUAUUGGCGAUUCCCAUGCCCGCUACAUCUACGAUGGACUUGUCGCAAGACUGAAUGGUUCGGAGCCCGUCUACGUCAAAGGCAGCGUGAAGAAAUUCAUUGCCGAGAGACUUCAGAUCGACUUUUUCUUCGAGCCAGAGCUUGCCUCUUUCUUGUUGCGCAAGAGGCCAGAUGACGACAAAUAUCAUCACAUCGUUUUGAGCGUUGGCGCGCACCAAUCUGGCAAUCCGAAUGCCGACAUCCGUCUUGAGACUUCGCAAUGGAUCAACUUUAUCAAUUCGACCCUACGUGAUCGUAUCGAGCGCAGCCCUUCUCACCAAUCUUUCAUCCUGCUCACGCCGCCUGCUGCACGACGCGUCAUACCCAAAGGCAUCAUGCAAGAGUUCUGGCGGACUGACCCCCGCAUGCAACAUUGGUCAGCCUUAGCCAGCGACUUGCUUCGCAAUACCCGAAUUACCACGAUUGAUGGCUUCAAGCUAUCUGCACCCUUUGUGCGCGACACACACGAUGCAGUUCAUUAUGCAGGCACGCCUGUGCUGCGCGCCAUGGAAGAUCAGAUCUUGCAUCACCUUGGCAUCUGCGCCGAGCAGCAAGCCGAGGACCGUUUCCGCCGUCUUGUCAAGCACGAGCGGAGACGACACAUGUACUGA